CGUGCGUGGCGUGGGACCAAGCCAAUCUGCGGGUGGGUCCUCUGCACUCGGUCUUCGGACAAAACCCGUGGACUCAGCAACCCCGGGGCUGCGGAGAACCCGGGGAUUUCAUGUACUUCCCCGAGUCCUUCCUUCUCGAAAAUUCGACGCUAGGAUCUCAAGGCAGCGUGUUGGUGCACGAGUGGGCUAAGUACCGCUGGGGCGUCUUCGAGGAGUACGGGCACAGGGCCGACCCGAUCUUCCCUUCCGCCACCAAGGCGUACGAGGCCAACGAGACAUUGAGACACACCUACUGCACGGAUGGCGAAGUGGCCGGGAAUUUUUAUCAGUGUGAGGGAAAUAACCUCGACUCCUGUUACUUCGUACCCAGUGCAGACGAGACAACAGAAGUAACUUCUUCUCUCCUUGCCACCCCUUUCCUUAGUUCCGUAGUUAACUUCUGCACCAGCGAAACCCAUGUGGCCGAUGUUCCUACCAAACAUAACCUUCUGUGCGAGAAAAGGAGCACUUGGGAUGUGAUAAAGGAUCAUUCAGAUAUUACUGGCACGUCUCCGGGUGCGUCAGUUACACCGAGCUUCCUUGUGAAACGGUUAACAUCACAAACGGCAGGAAAGAAACUUGUAUUCCUCUUAGACGUCACCGCACCAAUGGGAAAAAGUGCAGACACAUGGAAUUAUCUGCGUGAUGCGGUGAGGCAAUUCAUCUUAUCUGAGGCAACGGAUGGGAUGCAGGUAGGCCUCGUGAGCUUCACAGACUCUGCAACUAUAGAUUCUGAACUCGUCACGCUUGAUAGUGCAAACAGGCAACCACUGGCAAACAAAGUUCCUAAUUCACCACAAAACGCUGAGAACAAGAAGGUGGCUGAAGGAAUAUCUAAAGCUAAACAGGUGUUAGGUGCAGAAGGUACGGUGAUACUGGUGACAGAGAACAUGAAGAUAAACUCGGAGGACCUGGUUGCAGCUGCUGAUGGCACUCCUGUGUGGCCCAUCCUGUACCCUCACCUCAUAGGAGUUUCCUUUAGCAAUUAUCAGAACCUUGCUGAUGCCGGUGGCGUGUCUGUGUUCCCUAUUGAAGAUAAAACAGUUGAUCCUGGUGUAGGUCCGACUCAGUCUAUUGACAACCGUGUGGCUCUCACCCGUUGUUUCCUGGAUAUCCAAUAUGAAACACAAGGCAAUUCGCCACAGGAGAUUAUUAGUAGUUCAUGCUCUGGCUCCGACUGCCAGAUAAGCCUAGAAGUACCAGCGAAUACCAACUAUGAAGAUACCUUUUUCAUCGAAAUUUAUUUUUGUAAUAUUGAUGGCGGAAGCCUCACAGCAACAGUGCGAGACCCAAUGGGCAUUACCAUAAGUAUUCCACAUGGCCAAGAUACGAACAGUGUAUUCAGAGGGACUGGAUUACAGGCUGGUACCUACACUGUAGAAGUAUCAAAACCAACAAAUGCAAUGGAUGUGAAGUCCUCUCUACUGGCGACCUUGCGAACAGUGUCAGGUGGAUACGCCAUUAAGCUGUGGUCAUCCCUUAACCUCCAGCACUUGGAAUACACGCCGGACUCUGCCCCAACGCUCUUUGCUAUGGUGAGCGAUGGUGACAGCCACGUGGUGUAUGCGAGGGUCACUGCCACAGUUACGGACUCGGGCCAGAACACCGCCGUCCUGGUCAUGCGUGAUGAUGGUACAGGAGCCGAUGUUACGGGAAACGAUGGCGUGUAUUCAGCCUACCUGAUAGGCCUCUCUCUGACUGGAAGUGUCAGUGUCCAGGUUUCGGCGAAUGACAACGGUGGUUUGGCCAAACUGGUGACGGCAGCCACACGCGCAGCUCCGGUAGAUGUCAACGGUCAGGCCUGCUGCGGGAGCCAGAUCACUUUCCUGAAUGACCUGCCUUCCGCCGGCACCUUCAGCGUCACUUCGAAUGACGUAGGUGAAGUGACCGGAACAAUACCCACAAACUUCCCUCCAGGCAGAGUCACGGAUCUGAGGUCAUCUCUCACCACAAGUCAGGUCAAUUUGACCUUCACGGCUCCAGGGGAUGAGCUCGAUCAGGGCACAGCCGAAGCCUACCUCGUGACGUACUCUGUCGAAGGGAGUGGCCAGGGGGCGCUGGGGCAGGACGUGACGCCAUUGGAAGCAGGGGCCCUGGUUAGCACCACCUUCCCUGCCCCGGACUGUGGGCACCUGACCUUCCUGGUGAGGGCCGUGGAUGCUCAGGGUAUGCAAUCUGCCGACUCCAACGAAGCCAGGAUCAGCGUCCCUUGCGUCCCCACAACCUCCCUACCUUCCACGACGUCCUCCUCCUCCUCCACGGAGAAUCCCAACAGGCCUCUAUCGUCCACGGAACACCCCACGCCGUCGUCCCCCGUCAGCUCGGAGGAAACCCCAACGGCCUCGAUCACAGCGUCAACUACCGAUCAGUCAGGAGACAAUUGCUCCUGCGUGUCCACCGAGACCUUCCUCACCGUCGUGAUCGGGAGCGUCGUGGGCAGCAUCCUCGCCGUCCUCCUCGUGGAGCUCCUCGUCUACGUCCUCGUCAAACUGUGGCAACGCCGCCGCUGGAAGAAGGAAAGACAAAGGGAAGUCGUGAGACCCACACGAGGCGCUGAAAACCCGGCCUUGGACCACGCGAAUUCAGGAGGGAACUAUGAGAGCAGGCUUGGUGAACGAAGGAGGCAACUCAAUUAUGCAACUCCGACGAGCGACCAGGGGGAAGUUGCCAACACAACCCCAACGCCCUUGCCAUAUUUAGGGCAAUCAACCACAUCCAUCAAUCAAGCUGGACGUCCAAUUUUGCCAAGUCGCGGCAACCAGCGUCCUCCUCCCCGGGCCUAUAACAGUAACCAAGAUCAGUAUGGCAACCCUAGCACUGACGCACACCGGAACAACAACCGUGGCAAUGUGCAGUACAACCAACGCCAUGAUCAGCCAUACGCUCAGCCAUACAAUCAGUAUAAUUACAAACCCCAGAACCAAAACAGAAGGGCUUACACACCGAAUGAGUAUAUCUAAGAAAUGCUUGUUUUUUUCUGUAUCAGUAACGCAAUUUGGUACCAAAUUUAAACUACGGUUUUUAUAUCUGUAUAUCUGACUUCUUAAAAACGUGUAGAAAAUAUUUUAAUAAUGUUUUAAUAGAUUUUGUAUGACCGUCAAGAUUGUGGAUCAUUUGCUCAUCCUUUUAUAUAUAGAGAGAACAGCAUACUUGUUUAACAUUGCAUACGGCAUUUAUAUUAAGUGAACCAUUCGAAAAGAGGAUAUCUUUGUAUGAGAGAAGUGUUCUUUGGUUAUACACAAUUUAAUCAGUAUGGAUAGUUGCUGUUCUUAUUGAUAUAACAAUUUAUUUCAUAAUUACGGUGUGUGAUGUGAGUUGGAAAUGUGCAGACCAUCUUAACCUACAAUUUUUUUCUCUGAAGGGUUUGGCAAAUUUUAAUAUCAUGGCUCUCGGGAAAUUAUUAUACCAGAAACUUUGCAUUUAAAAGGAUCUUGUGGCCAUUACUGAAAUGAGGUCUGUAGCCUGGCAGAGUAAACAGGAACGUCAGAAAGAGCAUCCACGUCAUACAUCUACUCAAUACAACCAUGUGAACAGCACACGGUACACUUACUUGAAACACCACUGAGCCAGGUAGUUGAUCUUUCCAACGGUCUUUCUGCCUGAAAGACCUAACCCUCUCCCUUGUUAACUUCUCUUGGCCUUAUAUCCAUAGUUAUGAAAGGACGAAAGUGCAUAAAUAUCUCAUUAUUUUGGAACAUUACGAGUACUGAGAAAGUACAGCAGCAAUGUUCCAAAGCGUUAAGAAAAUGUAUGUGUGAAAAGUAACAUGACCGAGUUUAUUUACGUCCUAGGUAUGUACAGUUCCUGGCCCUACAACUUAGAGGAAAACUUAGACAAUUGUAAGCACAUUGCCAACCAUGGAAAUUAGUGCGAAUGGGAAUACUUAGAACGACAAUUGAGGACUUACACCCAUAUUUCAAGACAUUUUAAGGGGCCCUCAGUUUAACGAAUAUUUGAAAAAGCAAAUAAAAUAACAUAACCACCCAUGAGCCUUGUCACAGAAAACGAGUCUCCAAACUUAUGAUAGAAAAUUUUACUUUUAGAAGAGUAACUGAUUUAGUUCUUAUCAUUUCGCUUUCAUUCCGUUUUUGUCAGAUAAAAAUGGAAUGCGUAAGUCUUCACGAAAUAUAUUCCUUUCUUUUAGUUUUAUCAUUUAAUACAUUGAUGUACUGGUGAUGUAAUUGUUCUAGAAUAUUCAUGUAUAUUUACAGAUUUUAAAAACAUAUAAUACUGUAUGUUU
Penaeus chinensis is the source of this 4279-nucleotide messenger RNA. RefSeq names its product calcium-activated chloride channel regulator 4A-like. Bases 111 to 2999 code for a protein of 962 amino acids. The record is from RefSeq and is a predicted model, not a curated record. The transcript is spliced from 15 exons. NCBI's taxonomy places the organism in Eukaryota, Metazoa, Arthropoda, Malacostraca, Decapoda, Penaeidae.